GUUUGGAAUUCACCCAGUCGCAGGCCGGAUGCCUGGUCAGCUGAAUGUGCUGCUGGCUGAGGCCGGGGUGCCAUACGAUAUUGUGCUGGAAAUGGACGAGAUCAACCAUGAUUUCCCAGAUACCGAUUUGGUCCUUGUGAUUGGAGCCAAUGACACUGUGAAUUCAGCCGCUCAAGAAGACCCCAACUCUAUUAUUGCAGGCAUGCCGGUCCUCGAGGUCUGGAAGUCCAAGCAGGUCAUCGUUAUGAAGAGGUCCUUGGGUGUUGGCUAUGCUGCAGUGGACAAUCCAAUCUUCUACAAACCUAACACGGCCAUGCUUCUAGGCGAUGCCAAGAAGACAUGUGACGCACUGCAGGCGAAAGUGAGAGAAUCCUACCAGAAGUAAACAUUAAAGACCAAGCUGUUGUCUGACAAAGCCACCUCUUCUGUUGUGCGAACAGACAAAUACCGUAUCACUAUAUACAGCUGAUACACAUCUGUAGCAAAGCUCUUGGAAGAAAAAGAAGACAAGAAAACGAAACGUGGGGAGAUUUCUCAGGAGCAGUGAUCCCUUGAUUUAAAAAAAAAAAAGAAAAAAAAGAUUCGCCAUGUCUUUCUGUGCAUAUUUUUUGUGUCAUGAAUUCCAGAAGUAUUUUAUAAAAGAAAGAACAGCCUUAUUUUAGUUGUAAUCCAUUUGGAUUUUUUUUUAAUUCUUCCUCAAUAGUCAGCAGUGUUUUAAGAAAUUAAAUCUUUAGGAUCUUAGUACUUACAUUAUAUACGUGGAUCUGAAAAAUCUGACGCUGUAAACAUUACCGCUACCUUCAUUUAUGUUAUUUACAACAAAUGCUACUUAUUUGAAACUUCUGUCAACUCCUGAGCUAUCCUCUUACCAUUUUACCAUAAUCUGAAUUAAUGUUAUCAAAUUGGCUUCAACUUUUCGAACUGUAUUUCCAAUUCUAGGUUUCAGGGAUGUAUUUUCUGACUUCUAUUUUAAUAUAUUAAAGGACUAGAUAAUCUUUCAGAGAUGCUGGAAACAAAUAAUUUGCUUUGUAUAUUUCAUCAGGACAUCAAUGAAACAUGUAAUUUGAAAUCAGUAUCGUAUUUUUAAAAGUCCAUUUUCCAAUCCAAGAUCUUUUUUUAAUUUCAAUCAAUUUAUAAUGUGUAUUACUGUAUUAAGUGCACUUGAAUGGAAUUCAAGUAUUUGACUAAUAAAAUGAGUUCAUCAUGUUUGCAUAGAGAUGUAGCAAUUGUCUCUGGUAACAAAGGGCUAAAGCGAAUAGUUCUGCCUGUUAGUAACAUCUGGGGAAAGCUUGCUACUAUGAAAUAGAUGAAGUUAAUCAGUCUCUUAACUGUUGGCAAGAAUUUUUUUUUUUUUUUCCAAAUCAGAGUAUGUUUUGAGGUCUUAUGUAAUUGAUGACAUCUGAGAAAAAUGGUGGCACUUUUUCUGUGCUACCUCUUUGUUUAUCUGAGCACCAGUAAAGAUCAUGUCUUUUUGCAGCAAAAGUAUAGAUUUUCUUUGUGACUUUGGUACUGUGCCAAAAUGUCUAGGUGAAUGUGUGAGGAAUACUUGGGAUAUCUGCCUCUCUACAUAAUUAAUUUGGUACUACGUUUCUCAAAAACAAUUAUAAAUACAUAAAAGCUAUUUCUAAACCAGAAAAA
Molecule: messenger RNA, 1638 nt
Organism: Enhydra lutris kenyoni (northern sea otter)
Lineage: Eukaryota; Metazoa; Chordata; Mammalia; Carnivora; Mustelidae
Product: NAD(P) transhydrogenase, mitochondrial-like
Exons: 3
Coding region: 29-385 (118 amino acids)
Biological process (GO): NADPH regeneration
Cellular component (GO): mitochondrial inner membrane
Molecular function (GO): NAD binding; NADP binding
Source: RefSeq, a predicted model, not a curated record